Molecule: messenger RNA, 912 nt
Organism: Acanthosepion pharaonis
Lineage: Eukaryota; Metazoa; Mollusca; Cephalopoda; Sepiida; Sepiidae
Source: the annotation of a GenBank genome assembly
AUGUCGAAAAAAGCUCAGUACCUUCUGGAGGCACACAUAAGUGAUAUUUUGAAUAACGUGGAUACUUUUCUAUUCGACUGCGAUGGUGUUUUGUGGAAUUAUGAUGACCUCAUUCCAGGCGCUUUGGACUGUGUCAACAAGUUGAAAAAACAGGGGAAAACUGUAUAUUUUAUAACCAACAACAGUACUAAAACUCGGAAAAACUAUUGCAAAAAAUUUACUGACCUGAAAUUUGAUGUUCACGAAGAUGAAAUAAUCUGUACUGCAUAUAUUGCUGCUUUGUAUUUACAUAAUAACAACUUCAAGGGAAAAGUUUAUCCAAUUGGAAGCCCUGGUCUCCUUGAAGAACUUGACAACUUCAACAUUGCCCACACUGAUGUUGUGCCUGAUCCCACUGUUGGCAACAUACUAGAAUGGUGUAAUAUCAAAUUAGAUCCUGAGGUGACUUGUGUACUGGUGGCCUUUGAUGAACAUAUCACCUUUAAUAAAAUUAUGAAAGCUGCCACUUACAUUAAAAAGAAAAAUUGCCUUUUCUUAGCCACAAAUGAGGAUGCUGCCCUACCCAUGCCUGGGAACAUGGUAAUCCCAGGAACUGGUACAAUGGUGAAUGCUGUUAAAACUCCUGCCGGGAAAGAACCAAUUGUUGUUGGCAAACCUCAUUCUACAAUCAUUGACCUUCUUAUAAAGCAGAAAGGGUUAGUUCCUGCCAAGUCAAUGAUGAUUGGAGACCGACUCAAUACAGACAUUGCAUUUGCAAAGAAUCACCAUUUGAAAUCCCUCCUUGUCCUCAGUGGAAUCUCAACUGAAGAAGACAUUCACAAAGCAGAGGAAAAUCCCAAUGACCCCAAAGCCUAUGUUCCAGAUUUUUACUUACCUUCACUUAAAGAAUUUUCAGAACUUCUUCCAGAAUAA